Molecule: messenger RNA, 2220 nt
Organism: Nerophis lumbriciformis (worm pipefish)
Lineage: Eukaryota; Metazoa; Chordata; Actinopteri; Syngnathiformes; Syngnathidae
Source: RefSeq, a predicted model, not a curated record
AUGGAUGAGCUGGUGAGGAGUUUGCCCUCCCCGACUCUCCCGGGGAUCCAACUGCCGCGUCUGGACACCCACAAAGGCUGGCUGUUCAAAUGGACCAACUACUUGAAGGGAUACCAGAGGCGGUGGUUCGUCCUCAGCAAUGGCCUGCUCUCAUAUUACAGAACGCAGGCAGAGAUGAGGCACACCUGCCGAGGCACAAUUCCCCUUGCGGCCGCUCAAAUCGAGCAGGGUGACGCGUGCAACUUCCUGAUAACCAACGGAGGUCGGAGCUAUCACUUGAAGGCCACCUCUGAAGGGGAGUGUCAGCACUGGUUGUCGACACUGCAGCAGGCCAAAAUCAAUGCCAAUGCCCUCAUUCAUCACUCUGAUGACUCAGGUGAUGACGAAAGUCCAGGCACGCAUGACGCUCGAGUGUUGAGCCAAGGCACGCUAAAGACGUUGGCCAGCAAACUGGAUGAUCUGAGCACCUGUAACGAGCUGAUCGGAAAGCAUGGCGCUGCCCUCCAGCGCUCCCUCAGCGAAUUCGAGGAUCUCCGCGCGUGCAUUGACAACACGGACAAAGUGAAGGCUGUUAAUGAGCGAGCCGCUCUCUUUCGCAUUACCUCCAAUGCUAUGAUCAAUGCUUGUCGUGACUUCCUGGAUGUAGCACAAGCUCAAAACCGCAGGUGGCAGAAAACCCUGCAGCAUGAGCAAGAGCAGCGUCACUAUCUGGAGACCACCAUUGAGCAGCUAGCCAAACAGCACAAUAGCCUGGAGACAGCCUGGAGGGAGAAGCCCACCUCUUACACAGGUGGGCAGAGAUCUCGCGAGGUGGACGAGAGUGAUGAGAAUGAUGAAUUCUUUGACGCCAUGGAAGACGCUCCUUCAUUCAUAACUGUGAAUGCCGAGACUAAGCACAGGCGCUCAGGGAGUAGUCAGAGUAUGAAAAGUGGCGGAAUCCCCAGUGACUGGACCCAUAACGAGAAUGACACCUCAGACUCAAACCACAUGCAGCUACGCCGAACAAGACGUAACCGUAUUCCAGACAAACCCAAUUAUUCCCUCAACCUGUGGAGCAUCAUGAAGAACUGUAUUGGGAAAGACUUGUCGAAAAUACCAAUGCCUGUCAACUUCAACGAGCCGCUGUCGAUGCUGCAGCGUCUGACCGAGGACGUGGAGUACAGCGAGCUCUUGGACCGGGCGGCUCGCUGCGACUCAUCUCUGGAGCAGAUGUGUCUGGUAGCCGCCUUUUCAGUCUCUUCCUACUCCACCACCAUACAUCGCACAUCUAAACCCUUCAACCCUCUACUUGGGGAGACCUAUGAACUGGACCGCCUGCAGGAAUAUGGCUACCGCUCCAUCUGUGAACAGGUUAGUCACCACCCACCAGCUGCUGCCCACCACGUCACUUCACAGCGUGGAUGGACCCUGUGGCAACACAUAACUAUUGACAGCAAAUUCCGUGGGAAGUACAUCUCUGUCAUGCCACUAGGAAAGAUUCACUUGCAGUUCCACUCAAGCGGGAACCACUACGUGUGGAGCAAAGUGACCUCGACAGUGCACAAUAUUAUCGUGGGGAAACUCUGGAUUGAUCAGUCUGGUGACAUCGACAUUGUGAGCAACACCACCAAGGAUACAUGUCAUCUGAAGUUCUCGCCCUACAGCUACUUCUCGAGAGAUGUCCCACGCAAAGUGACUGGUGUGGUGGAGGACAGGGAGGGAACAGCACAUUAUAUACUAUCAGGAACCUGGGAUGAAAAGAUGGAGAGUGCCAAAAUAGUAGACAGCAGUCAAGGAAGUGGAGGCUCAGAAGGCAAACAAAAGACAGUUUAUCAAACUCUUCAGCCAAAACUCUUGUGGAAGAAAUACCCGCUCCCGGACAAUGCGGAAAACAUGCAUUAUUUCUCCGCCUUGGCUUUGACUCUGAAUGAGCCAGAAGAAGGCAUCGCGCCCACUGACAGCCGUAUGCGUCCAGACCAGCGGCUGAUGGAGGUGGGCCUGUGGGAUGAAGCAAACACCCAGAAGCAGCGUCUGGAGGAGUGUCAGCGGCUGGAGAGGAAGAAGAGGGAGGUCCAAAACAUGCAGGCGCUGGAGGAAGGACAAGAAAUGGAGGUGUACCAGCCGCUGUGGUUCGAGAAGAAAACUGAUGAUGCAACAGGAGAAAGCACCUACAUCUACAGGGGAGGCUACUGGGAGGCCAAAGAAAGGCAGGACUGGAGCAUGUGCCCUGAAAUCUUCUAG